Colletotrichum siamense is the source of this 1662-nucleotide messenger RNA. RefSeq names its product Glucose-6-phosphate isomerase (gene pgi-1). The transcript has 5 exons. Lineage: Eukaryota; Fungi; Ascomycota; Sordariomycetes; Glomerellales; Glomerellaceae. The coding region runs from base 1 to 1662 and encodes 553 amino acids. Gene Ontology annotation, cellular component: cytosol. Gene Ontology annotation, biological process: gluconeogenesis; glycolytic process; glucose 6-phosphate metabolic process. The record is from RefSeq and is a predicted model, not a curated record. Gene Ontology annotation, molecular function: glucose-6-phosphate isomerase activity; monosaccharide binding; carbohydrate derivative binding.
AUGCCUCAAGCUUCUAGCCUUCCCGCGUGGGCCGAGCUCCAGGCUCACCGCGACAACGUCGGCAAGAACUUCGUCCUGAAGGAGGCCUUCGCCAACGACACCGACCGCUUCGCCAAGUUCAGCCGUACCUUCAAGAACGACGCCUCCGGCACCGACAUCCUCUUCGACUUCUCCAAGAACUUCCUGACCGAUGAGACCCUCGACCUCCUCGUCAAGCUGGCCGAGCAGGCCGGCCUUGAGAAGAAGCGCGAUGCCAUGUUCGCCGGCGAGAAGAUCAACUUCACCGAGAAGCGCGCCGUCUACCACGCAGCCCUCCGCAACGUCGGCGGCUGGGACAUGAAGGUCGACGGUGUCGACGUCAUGAACAACGACGGCGGUGUCAACUCCGUCCUCAACCACAUGAAGGAGUUCUCCGAGCAGGUCCGCAGCGGCGAGUGGAAGGGCUUCACCGGCAAGAAGCUCACCACCAUCAUUAACGUCGGUAUCGGAGGUUCCGACCUCGGCCCCGUCAUGGUCACCGAGGCUCUCAAGCACUACGGCGCCAGGGACAUGACCCUCCACUUCGUCUCCAACAUUGACGGCACCCACAUGGCCGAGGCCCUCGCCAACUCGGAUCCCGAGACCACGCUGUUCCUGAUUGCCUCCAAGACCUUCACCACCGCCGAGACCACCACCAACGCCAACACCGCCAAGUCCUGGUUCCUCGAGAAGACCGACGGCAAGGGCGAGAUCGCCAAGCACUUCGUUGCUCUGUCUACCAACGAGGAGGAGGUCACCAAGUUCGGCAUCGACGCCAAGAACAUGUUCGGCUUCGAGAGCUGGGUCGGCGGUCGCUACUCCGUGUGGAGCGCCAUCGGCCUCAGCGUUGCCAUCUACGUCGGCUACGACAACUUCCACAAGUUCCUGGCCGGUGCUCACGCCAUGGACAAGCACUUCCGCGAGACCCCCCUGAAGGAGAACAUUCCUGUCCUUGGUGGUCUUCUCAGCGUCUGGUACUCUGACUUCUUCCAGGCCCAGACUCACCUGGUUGCUCCCUUCGACCAGUACCUGCACCGCUUCCCCGCCUACCUGCAGCAGCUGUCCAUGGAGUCCAACGGAAAGACCAUCACCUCGGAUGGCUCUCCCGCAAAGUACACCACCGGUCCUAUCCUCUUCGGCGAGCCCUGCACGAACGCCCAGCACUCCUUCUUCCAGCUCGUCCACCAGGGCACCAAGCUGAUCCCCGCCGACUUCAUCCUGGCCGCCAAGAGCCACAACCCCAUCGGCGACAACGUCCACCAGAAGAUGCUGGCCUCCAACUACUUCGCCCAGGCUGAGGCCCUGAUGGUCGGCAAGACCGCCGACCAGGUCCGCGCCGAGGGUGCCCCUGAGGAGCUUGUCCCCCACAAGAUCUUCCUGGGCAACCGCCCUACCACCAGCAUCCUUGUCGGUGGCCACAUUGGCCCUGCCGAGCUGGGUGCCCUGAUUGUCUACUACGAGCACCUCACCUUCACCGAAGCCGCUGUCUGGGACAUCAACGCCUUCGACCAGUGGGGUGUCGAGUUGGGCAAGGUCCUGGCCAAGAAGAUUCUCAAGGAGCUCGACGAGCCUGGCAACGGCGACGGCCACGACGCCUCCACUGGUGGCCUGAUUGGCGCCUUCAAGAAGUACUCUAACCUGUAA